AUGUGUCUUUUUGCGUCCUUGCUUGAUUGCUUUGCUCCAAAAUCCGGUUCACGGAUUAGCUCAACCGAUGAGAGUAACUUGAAAGCUUUGUCCUUGGAAAGACCAAAAAGCAAAUCGGAAUCUCCGAGAGCCCCGAUCGUCGUGUCUUAUUUUCCGGUUGGUUCUAACCUUUCGCGUUUGUAA
Arabis nemorensis is the source of this 183-nucleotide messenger RNA. The record is from the annotation of a GenBank genome assembly. Lineage: Eukaryota; Viridiplantae; Streptophyta; Magnoliopsida; Brassicales; Brassicaceae.